AUGGAAAACAAGAUUAUUGAUUCGAUCGGGAACUAUCAAUUUUGCAGCGGAUUAAAGUACUCUGAGGAGCCCGUUGUAACACCCGGAAUUCACAAGCCCACAGGGUACAAGGUAAGAUUCUGGACUAUCUCCUAAUUUCAGUGUUCAAGCUGGCCCUCUACCUUUCAUUAUGCUUUUCAAAUUUUGCGAAGCAUGAAAAACUUAUACUGUUAUGCAAACCUCAAUCCCGUCUUUUAUUAUUCUCGCAAAUCGAUCGCUAUAUUAAAGUAAAUCAGUCAGCACGAGGCUUGAUAAUCUCAGCCCGGGAGUUGAUGUGAAAAUCUGAGCCUUAAUCCGUCAGCUGAGAUGAGAUAACCAAGUAAUAUCCAUAAACUGCCAACAAGCAACCAGUGCUAUACUCGUGUUGCAAACUUUACCGCACCAACGGAACAGUUAUCAGUUAAAAACCUGUGCUGGUCUUCGUUUUGACUGAAUUGCUCAAACAUUUUAAUUAUUGUUUAAGGUGACUAAAAGGUUAUCAUUGCAAAACCGAAAUAUCUACCAGAAAGCACAUGGCGAAUUCUGGGGGAACCACUUAUAUGCCGAACCCCACGCAGAAUAUCGGCGAAACACGUGUGGCUGGGCUUUUCGAUAGUACCUGUGCUCUCAAGCACGCUCUAUCGUUUAAUCUAUGUACAGUUAGUGACCUAACUCAUGAAAUGUGUCGAAAUUUACGAAUGAUUGCCAAUCACUUGCAAACCGACACCAUUUCAUGAGUCCAGCUUCCAUGUUAAUUAGGUACAAGUUUAAAAGAAUUAAAAACAUAAAAGAAAUAUUAAAAGCAGUGUUGCGUUGUUUAGAAAUGAGAAUUUUUUUAUAAAAGCGCAAUAUCCCGAAAAAGUUAGAAAUUGCUCUAAUUUAGUUAACUUCGUUUUUAGAUGUAUAGAAUGUGGUCUCAUGAAAAAACGUAGUAAAUAUGAAUGUAGACAUUAAACAAUGUUUAAUAAAAGUGUUUUAGUGAAGUUAACAUCUAAAUAUCGUUUCAUAAGUAGUGUGAUUUCAUAUAUGACGGUUUGUCAACUGCCUACAUUCCGAAUGUAGAUUGAAAAACAGCUUUCUAGUGUUUCGUUAUUAAUUUUAUUUCUUUGAUGUAAAUGAGAUAGGUUUCAUCAAGACAAACUGGAUUUUGCUUGAUUUCACCGAUGGGGAUGUCGUAGGAACAAAAGUUUUCAUAAGGUGACAUGCCAUGAGGUCAGUCAGUGCCCAAUAAAUUUAAAUAGAACUGACAGGCGUGAUCGUAAACGUACCAUUUUGUGUUUAUAGGGGAAACUUUUCUUUCGUUAAAUUAAUUUAAGCGUUUCGCUCGUUUUGGAUUAAGUUGAGUUUCAGAUGGAUCUCGAAAUUUUGCUGAAAACUUCAUGAUUUUCAAUGUUUUCACCGGAUCGUCCAUAAAAACAGAUUCUGAAUCACCUGUCUGUUUAGAACUUUAAAAUAAGAUUAUUCUUGAAGGCAUUUACCGAAUUAGUGAGUGUUCAGGCGCUCCCUCCCACGAAAAUUGUCGUUUGGGUCACAUGUGUAGACUCAUUCAAACAUCAAACUUCAUUUUCGAGAAAAAUGACUGUCCAUAACGAGAGUCAGCAACAAAUAUGCCUUUAGUCAAUAAGAAAACUGUCCUUAAUUAGUUGCCUCUUUAUGAAGUGCUUUAUUACUGCACUAAUUUGACGGAUCUCUGUGUACUUUGCAUUUUUGCACGGUGAGUUCAAGUGAAAAUUUGACACUCUGGCCGUUUUUUUCUCACGUUCCUAAACAGUACUAAUAUUUUUCUACCAAGAACGUAAGAACACGUCUUUUUUAAAAUAUUGAGGCCAUUUCCGCCGUUUUUGCUCGCUUGUAGACUCCGUUCUUCGAUUAUGAAUGCACGGCAGAGUGCCCAUAUUAAUACUGAUAUUUUGUGGAAACGAUAAAUGUUUUGCUCGUCCUAUUUCAGAAUAAGAUAUGCACAGAAACUAAACUACACGAAAAGUAGUGUUUCAUAUGUUUAAAGCUGGAAAUGACCAUUACGUGGUGUUCAACUAUGUGACAUCAGGUAGAAUUUUCUAAACGGCCAAACAGUUUCAGCCCACUUAAACGAAGGAAUCCCUAUCUGCGUUAUUGCUACACUUUUGAGCACCAAAUUCCGCAGAUCUCUUAAUUUGACAUUUAGAAAUUGACAAAGCCUUUAGUUUUCUUAAAAUGAACUUUGUCUUAGCAGACUGAUCACCAUGGUUAACAUCGGACAUAAAAUAAAUUUUCAAGUUCGGCUAAAUCUGUUUAUUACAUCUCUCGCGGAUAAGUUACUAUGCUUUCAGGGAAAAAGUCGCUCAAAUAUGUAACCGGAGUCAAGGACAUGUAUUAGCAUAGGAAAUUCCCCGAAAAUAUAUUUCAACGUCCAUUUUCGCUAAAUUCUACUGAUAUUUUACUUGAUAUUAUUACGUAAACACAAUUUCUGCACAAGAAAAGGACAUUUUAUUGAAGGAAGCGGAUAAGCAAACAAAAUGCUUAGCAUUAAAGUCGUCCAGAAAUUUUCUGAUCAGUUUCCGUUAUCACAUUUCAUGAGAUAGGCCACGUAUUGUAUGUACUACUGGCUGCCUCCUGGUUGUUUAUGAAUAUUAUGCGGUUGCCACGUUGUAUCUGCUAACUUCAUUUCUCGCAUUUGGACAUGAGAAUGUUCUGCUUUUAAGUUUAGCGAACUACUCUCAUACAUGGUAAGCUGUUUUAAUCUCCAGUUUGUUACUUAGAAAAGAAUUACAGUGCGUGACCGAUCUCAUGAAAUGUUGGCCGAAAUUAUGAAAUGUGUUUUCUACUAGGAAGGAUUACUUCGAUUAGAUUGUUAUAUUAAUUAGCAUGCAGCAUAAUCCUAUAGUAUAUCGAACUCAACAGGAUGUCGACUUUUGGAAGCAAUUCUUUUCGACAUUCAGCAGAAACCGUGAUCUGCAAAUAAUGAUUACUUACUUAGCAUAUAUUUUUCGUAUUGAUUUUCGAUGGUCUUUCAAAUUCAAAUAUAUUAUAAAAACCUGCAUAGAACAUGGCUUUUUUACUCGUUCGUAUAAAAUCACACCGUCUUCAUAAUUUGCACCCGAAGAAAGUGCCUAUUUAGGUUUUAAAAAAGAGUCUUAUUAUGAGAUCUUCAGUACCGUGCUAUGUCCAUAUAUACAACAUCGUACAUGUCCGUUUACCAAGACUUCUCAUGAAAUGUAGAACACAGUCCGGAUCCACGGCAGAAUUUUAUGAACCACAUAUGGUAUCUCCUUAAAGGAAUUGAGCAAUAUAUGAUUUUUCUUAUGCGGAAAUCAUGCGUCUUGUAGACUGCAAUCGCUAAACGAUAAUGCAAUAGCAGACCUGGCUGAAAAUUAUUCGUGAAUUUGAAAACCUGUUUGAAACCUAAAUCACUACGAAAUUUUGAAAAUCAAUACGAAAAAUGCAUGCUACUUAAGUAGUCAUUUUUUCAGAUCACGGUUUCUGCAGAAGGUCAGAAAGGAGUGCAUCCAAAAAUCGACAUCCUGCUGUGUCCGAAAUGCUAUAGGACUAUGCUGCAUGCUAAUCAAUAUUACAAUCCCACCUAACUUAUUCUUCCCAAUCGAAAACACAUCUCAGAAUUUCGGUCAACAUUUCAUGAGAUUGGUUACGCACUGUAUAUGUAGAGCAGGCUUGCGUAUCAGCAGACGUCAACUUCCUGGUGGGUAGUGAUAGGCACAUUUUUUGCAAUUCAAUAGAAAGCCAGCCUAAAUUUAUUUAAUAGUGACUCCUGUUGCGUUUAUUAUACAAUCAAUUUGGCAGGUUUUAAAAACAGAUUCGUCCGUUGUAAAACCGUGAGCCUUGCCCUAUGUCUCCUUCUGAAGGUUCUUAUUAAAACGGUCAGGGGCCAAAACAUGCAAGGCCAGGAGAUGCGCAAACUGUUGUCAAUGGAAGCGACAAUGUUGGCCCGCAUCUCUCAUCCAAAUAUCGUACAAUUCUAUCAAUUGAUCAAGGUAAGAUUAGCGCUGAUUAAGCCUUUUAGGGAUUUUCUGCUGCUGCUCUCCCAAGAUUUCUGCUUAUAAAAAAAAUUUUCCUGGGUAUUAUCCUAAAGCAAAGUCACAUUCUUUGCUUUAAUGAGUGCUACCUGAUUAGGAUACGUUUCCUUCGGAAAAAUACUAAGUGCUACUACUUACUGGAUUAGUAUGAAUUGGUUAAAUGUACUUGUGAGAAAAUUAGAAAAUCACAAUUCCAUAUCAAACGCUACUUGCGUAAAGUUUUAUCUAUAUCUGAAGACGAGGUGUGGAAUAAAAAAAAUCAGAACGCGCUCGUCAGUAAGAAUUGGAACGUCAUAAUUAACUCACCUGUUGGCAUCAAAUUACAUUAAGUUCUGUUGAUUGAUUCAGUAAUUCGAAACACAAAAUAAUACUUCAGCAUUUGCCUAUCAUUCAAAUUCUAAAAAAGAAUAUUUCAAGACCCACGAUCGGACAACCACCUCUGGGUUGCCGGUCAACACCUGAGUUUAAAGUUCUGUGCAGUGUGUACUUCUUUUCGCGUUCAAAAAAUGGUAAGUGGGCUAAAUAGACGAAAACUUCUAUUACUAGACCCUUCAGGCGCAGCGUUUGACAUGAAAACUGGCUUUGCUUGCAAAUGGUUUUAGGCCAUGUUUUUCUAUGAAACCUGCAGAAUAUGUACCGGAAGUCCUGACUCAAAUUUUAAAGCUUUCCCAUUAUUAUACCAAGAAUCGACUUCCUAUACAUAACAUUUUUCGAAUUACGGCUGACCUCCGCCUGCACACGAAUUCACUUGUUUGUGGACUGCAUUUUUCCUAAAUCAGUUUUCACCCUGGUAAAAGUAGCAAUCGUAGGUGCAUUCACAAGUAGCUGUAGGCCAUAUGUUUUAAAAAUAGCGUUUUGUGACGAAUUUUAAAUAACAUUUAAAUCUUUUAAGAUGAUAGCUGAAGGCAUAUUUGGUGCCUAAACAUUGAAAGGUCAGCUAUAUUUGUGCACUUCAGUUAUUCGCGGGUAGCUGGGGUCCUCACCUCAACGAAUACCGGGGGUUCAACUAUAUUAGAGUAAGGUGAAUUAAUUUUUUGACUUUAUAGAUGGGGUUAGUUCUUUGGGUACGUAUUCAGUUUACAAGACUUGAUCGUUGCAGCAAGAAUUUCACUGGCCCGACGUUUCGAGUAUCACUCGGAUGCAUCGUCAGAGGUGCAUAAAGAGCGUAUAAUUUAUGAUACGCAGCUGUGAUGCUGCUGCAUACUUAAUAUAAUUAUUAACACCUCAUUCAUCGUAGAGGGUCGUGUUUAGAUGCGAGGAUUGUUUCGCAGUCUGCACUCGAGUCGGUAACCGCCAGGUAAAUAUUAUCAAUUUUUGAUAGUAAUUUUUAUCCCGCAUGUUGAAUCGCAUUAACCUAACCUAUUAGUCAUCCCCUCCUUCCGUGAAUAAUUAAUUUGUCUGGGCAAAAUCUCAGUAAAACCUAUGCAGGCAAAUGGUUGCUGCGCUUGUUAAUCGACUGUGGUCCAGAAAAUCAUAGUUAUAUUCAAAAAUAGACGCAAAGUUAUACAAACAAGGAGCUUAUAGUAAACAGAAUACUGUCUUACUCGCCCGACUGAGUCUACGCUAGCCCUUGUACUGUUAAUUUUUUACGACGAUGCUGAUGACGUAAAAGGAGCAUCCAACAUCAAUUGAAAAUCUCUACGUAAGCUAAAUGACGAUUAUUCAAUGGUCUGACGUCUACGAAUGAGAGGAAACUUCUCUAGCAGAGCCUAAAACACCAUCCUGUGCUAAGUGAGCCGUAGUUUUACUCUUAUUUAAUCAACACCAUAAAUGUAUUAUAACAAUCUUGUUCGAUCGCAAAUUCGAACUAAUACCGCACACUUAAUAACAUAGAUCUGCGAGCAACGUUGCGAUUACAGCGAAGCAUACACCGGUUACUGAUGAAACGUUUAUUUGGGUCCACAAAACCUUUGCAUUCUUAUUAAUUUUAUUUGAGCUUUAAAAAGAAUAUAGUUUAGAACUUUUGGAAGACACUCCACAUAACGCUACAAUCGACAUCUUGCACGCAGUUUGGUUUAGGUCUUUGCAAGCGUUGACCUUAUAAAAUGACGAUUGAUCUUUUCAGGAAAAGACCUUCAAGUGGUGGAAAUUGCAUGAGUAGAGUUGCAGAACUGAUUUCAGUUGAACAGAAGUUGCAGAAAUUUCAACAUACUGACUUUUUUGAAAAAUACGGCAUUGACAGAGAUCCCAGUGAGCGCGGUGAGAGUCUGCGCCUGGGCGCACCACAGUAUCCAGUUUUGUCACAUCUUAUGAAUACCCAUUCCCAAUAAAACAUACUGGACCCCAAUCCUGCCUCUGUGUUAGUUCAGCACAUUUACCGCGUGGCUGAACAGUAAGAGACAUGGACUAGAAUAUUUCUACCUCUGAGUUAACGGAGAACCCAGUAACUCUACCAAUAACCACAGACGCAAAACAGAUGAUUCGCUGGCAAAUGACAGAAAAAAUGCCUGUAUUUCCACGCUUCGAAGUCUUCGAACCUAUCAGUCAACAAGCCACUGGUUGCAAGCAUGUGAAGUCAGGCAGGCCAAAUGUUUAUAGGGCGUUCUUUGUCUACAGGUCUGACUGUGGACACGAUGUCUGGAACUACUUCAGAGGGGACCGGACGCGACAGCACGAACACAAACUAUCGACUAAAUGUGCCAGUCUGAAUUCCGGGCUCACACUCGGGGUCUGAUUAUUGGUUAAGAGAUCCGACAGCAGGCGUAGUGAUCUACACUCUAGGUAGUAAGUCUUUCUCCAGUCACUGAGCCAAGUUAGCAGGACAAGAGGGGAUUAAAGCGCCUCAGCCAUCAGAGUGACUGCUAACUUCCCUUACUAGUGAGGAAGGUCGGCAGGACCCGUUAAAGCUAACACAGCUGCUUCUAGUGCGCUCAGCCAGGAUUACGUACUUCGUAUGCAUGCGUUUAUAACACUGCGGCAAGUACCUUCGUUUCCAUCUCUGCCAGUCAGUAUCACAAAGAAAAAACCGGACAUCAACGUCCAAGGCCAGCCGCAUCUAACUUACAACAGCCGAGCGAGUUAUAUGUGUUUCACUCUUCACCAGUGAGCAAAAGGUCAUACGGCCCAAACCGCCCGAGUGCAAACAAACUUGUCGCCGUAACGUCCUCCAACUGCUCCAGGGUUGGCAGAAGAACAGGCGCCCUACUCCUCUCCCCCCACCCUCCUCCAUAAUACGAGUGGCCAUCUGUUAUCUUUCGGGGAAAGACAAGUUAGGUUUUGAGCUAAAUUUACGGAUAGGGUUAGGCCGCCUGUGCCACUUGGUUGCCCAUUAUCAUGUCUUACUCCCAUCAGUCUCCGGGCUGAGUUUCUUUCAUUCACUAAUUCAAACUACAUGCACAUAGGCAAGCUUUGUGUACGUAAUUUCCAAGAUGAAUUUAUUUUAUCGCCGCUGCGCUGAUAUCUCAACACAAGAAUAGAGGAGUUGAAAUGGGAGCUUUGGCCGAGGUUGCUUAAUCCGGGAAGCAAUUGUGCCAAAAGAAAAUAACCAGAAAUAUUUAUUUUUAUGUGCCUGAGAAAAAAAAAUGAAAAAAAGUCACGUUAGCUGUUGUGUGCGAGUGGUAAAGAUGCUUUAAAAUGACCAUCAGGGUAAAAAAAUAAGUCCACACCGUAUCCUUUUGACAACGCCUUCAAAGCAGCAUUGAAUACAUUUGCCGUUUUAAUUAAAUGCUUAAACUCAUGUCGCUUUUUAAUUUUAUGACAAUAUAGACAAUCAAAAUUUGUGAUACCACAAAUUUCUUACAUAUUCAGCCCUUUGGAUUAACCCAAAUGCUUCCCAGAAUGAGUAAACCUGGCCAUAAACCAUACCCCUGUCAAAAUAGUUGCAAGUUUACGUCCUCCGUUUAGCAAAGAAAUCCGUUUAAAUAAUUGCUCGAAGCUCUUCCAGAUCUGCGCAUGCAAAUUCAACCAGUGGUGGCCGCCUAUCUUCAGUUUUAUUUAAAUUCCCCCAAGGCGAAAACUGAUGCGUUACUGCGCACUUUUAGCCUAAUUAAUAAACUCGAGCAUAACUUUAUCCAGCUGGCUUCUGUGCGUCCAUGACGGCGCCAGUUUGAUACUCAUCAGACAUAAAUCAUGUAUUGUUCAUUCCUGAAUAAUUAAAAACCCUAUGUAUCUGCAUCUGCAUAACCAGCAGUUAAAGAACUUGACGCGCUGUUAUGCAUCGAGACGUGGAACGACAACACAUCUCAGUCGCAAUUUGAACACAGGCGGAAAUAGACGUAAACGGGUCUAUUGGCUUCCCGAAGCAAGCAAGCUCCCUAUGCGUGACAAAGGUCGCGAACUGACGACUAACCACCAGGCCGAAGUCGUUUAAGUUAUAAUAAAAGAGGGAGGGCGGCAAACAGAGAAUGCAGGUAGUUUGAUAUAACACAGUUUUGGACUUGUUUUGCCGUUCAGUCAGCUAAUCAUCACUCUGACCACCAGCUGGGACUCGAAACGCAAACAUACGCUUGCAUCCAGCGCAGAUGGUUUAUUGAAGGGGUCUGGUAAAUGUGUAAUAAGCACUUCUACUAUUCCUCGCCAGUUGUUAGGUGGAUUGCUGCACUAAAUAUAAAUGCAUGGGGGCGCAUUCUAAUCAUUUGUGCAAUAUCUAAUCUAGUCGCCAUGUCUUCCAGACAGCCCUCUGUCAGAAUUUCCGACCUUCAAUUACCUAAGGGGCUGUGCUGAGUAAGUCAUUGCGCCUUCUCUCUUGUUGUACAUGACAGUUCAACCGUCGUUGCCGACGAUGUCCACCGUGGGUUCCACAACAAGGCGGAGCAAGGACGGUGCCUUACGCGUGAAUUAGUUUACAGUGGUAAUAGACUUGCACAGUAUCUACCGCACCGUCUCAUCUUCCCCACCUGGGCACGGCGUCAAGACGUAGUCAAGACGACUGGAGCCGAGGGGAGGGAGCAGGGGGAUGACACGGUCGAGCCCGCACCUUGACGCUUCACUCCGCACCCCCUUGUCCAGACGGUAAAUGACCAGGUUUUUGACCAACAACAACAAUACGGGGCGACAGGGGUCCCAGUGUGUGCGACGUCUGCCGACAGCCCGAUUCUGCUACCGCAGCCCGAAAUGUCAGCAUUAGUUAUGUUGAGCAAUCUGAUAACUCCUGCCAGAAUUCGAUAUGGCACCCGUGUUAUUUCAGCGCCUCUAAUACGUGGACCGUUUGAGGGACCCCUCCUUUUAUACAUUCACCUUAAAACUUAAUGGCUCUUCUGGGCUCUCUUAUUUUCGUUAUUGCGCUUUUUCUAGUUGCUUUUUUGAAAGAAAGAGUUGUUAAGUCAACCAUUUCGGCAACAGACGACGUGUUACUGAGCAUAAAACAGAAAGUUCGAUGGUCUCGAAUGAACAGUUAUACCACUGUCACACGUACGAACGGAUGACUGGAGAGUUAUAAGAUUCUAUAGACUGUGAAAUGUCCAUUCAUAAAGCAUCUUCCAUGUACAUUCACCAAAGCUGUUUAUGAAAUAUAUACCAUUGUCUUCAUUCAUUACAUAGCAUAACAAGCCCUUCAUAGCCCUUUCUUCCCGGCACAUAAAAAUUAUCAUUUUGGUUUACAGUUUGCAAUUCAGAAAUCCCGAAUGCAAGUGUAACCACAGGUAGGGGUCUAAGUUACUCAGGGAUUGAAAAGACUUAAAACCGAAAUAUGUCAUUUAUUCAAACCCGAAAUUCGGAAUGGAGGUAAUCUACCACCAAAAAAGUACGAAAAAAGACAAUUUUUCCUAUGAUUUUCAUAAAAUAUUUUCAAAUUUAUAGGUGUAUCAAUGACCAAUGGAAAAAAUUCGUACUGUGCAAGUAGUCAUUUUUAUAAAGUGCAGUUCUGUGGAUGGCUGGAAAGAAGUUCCUUUAAAAGAAGGCAGUCCACAGCAUUUGGGAUACCUUAUGAUUAUGCUGAAGAACAUUUAAUGUUGAAAACUUACUUACGUAAUCUUUACAAGUCAAACACACAUUUCGGAAUCCCGGGUAGCAGUUCUUGAGAUAGCUCAUUUAUUGUACAUCACUUGAAGUGUUUUGAAAUAAGGUUAUUUAUAGCUGGUCUCGUCACAUAUGUUCCCUCGUCUGCUCCAAAAAAUCUUCCAAUUUUUUGCUUAGUUUUCGAUGCUUUAUCUCAGUGGACGUGACAGAUUGCCAAAAUGCAUUCAUUGGCAUGGAUUUGUCGAAGUCAUUUAAAAAGCUCUCCGGUGGAAAAAGGAGUGUUUUGCCCUAUUCGCUUUCACCGCGCUCCCCCAUACUGAUCCUCCUAGGACGUUGUUCAGCCUUAAAUCUCAAACUGCGUCCAUGUGAAAUUCUCAUGUUUAAAAUUGUUGACUACGAAGGAAGGCCUAUCUUCCGCGCUUUUUACUUAUGGUUCCUCUUCCUCACAGCAUAUGGAUAUUCAGAGCCUCGUGACAGAGUACGUCGGUGGUUUUUCUGUGGAGCAAACGCUCAAGCUGUUUCCUCAAAAGC
Messenger RNA from Spirometra erinaceieuropaei, 10454 nucleotides. The record is from the annotation of a GenBank genome assembly. Lineage: Eukaryota; Metazoa; Platyhelminthes; Cestoda; Diphyllobothriidea; Diphyllobothriidae.